AUGUAUCGUUAUUUGCUUGAAAUAUAAUAGAAACCUUAGACAGAUAAUUUCAUUCUUUACCACACUCUACUACAAGCAUCAGCAUACAAAGAAAACAAUCGUGUGUUGUUGUAGGCCUAAUAACGGAAGCAAAAUGUUUGCGUUGAUCUGUGUUUUCUUUGUGAUUAUUUCGAGAGCAUAUGAAUGGGAGCCUCCAACUGCUAAUGCUGAGAGAACCGAGUCUUUUUAUUCCCUUGCAAAUGACGAGGAGUCUAGUGCAGUGUUCCACAAUACAUACAAUUUCUAUUACGGCAGCGGUGAAGUUACCAACAGUUGUGAUUUAUGUUUUAAAAUGUCCUUCUCACAGCAAGAAGCUAUUAGAAGAUGGCAGCGUUCCUUCGAUGGCAUGUCUGGAGAAGAGCUGGUGAAUUCUGUUGUUUCAAGCACUUCUCCAAUACAACUGACCGUCAAACAAGAAUGCCAACUCUUAACAUCUAACAGGGGCUUCUUCACGCCUCGACAUUAUGAUGCAGAUGCUGAAGUGUGUACAUCUAUCCUUGGAGCGUCAGGAGAUGCACGCAGAGUAGGAUUUUCACCACCAAUAAGUGGUGCAGCCGGUACGUUAGAUGCUCCCGAGGGAUGUAGUGAUCUUGCAGAUGUAUGCUUAACGAUUGAAAGCACCAUUAUACCAGGGGUAGCUCUCACUGUCGAUGGGAACGUGCCUGUCAUUAUUCUUCAGCUACCGACGCUUGGAUACAAUCAAGAAUUUUUAGAAAACACGUGCUCAAGUGAAAGUUGCGCCUGGCCGCCAUUUGCAUACAAUGGCUUUGUAUGUUUGUGUUGCCAGGAGACACGGGGUGAGAACGCAUUAGUUACCGGGCUAACUCCCGGAGUUUCAGAAGUUGUCAAGAUCGUCAUCACCAAUGGUAAUUGUGUUGCAAAGUUAGAACCUGUAGCAAACUAAUAGGGUAAAUAUAACCCUGUUUUACUAAGUUAUGGUAGCAGUGGCGUAUCUAGGAGCCUUGAAAUAAUGUAGUGGGUAGGGAUGAUGGGGGCGCAAAGGUGGAGUGGAGAGAUCGAUGAAUAAGUGAGGGGCGCUAGGUGAUGAUACGGAGUGAAUUUAAACUACUUCAGUGCGAUUUUUGUUUUCCUUCGGACAUGGUGACAUUUUCAAUGGGGUUGGGGGGGGGUGGCGACUAGGAGGCGCGAGAUUUUAGAGGGCAUACCGGUACCAUCCGCUAGAUACGCCACUGGAUAAAAGUAGGUAUAUAGACGUCUAAAUACCAAUUAUUAUAAUCUGGUUGAUUUAUCUAUACUUUGUAUGGCCGUGUAAAUCGAUAAACUAUAUGUAGUAAAACGAAUUAAUUAGCAUUCCCAAGCAGUGGCGGCUCUAGAAUAUAAUUUAUGGGUGGGGGGGAAGAGGGACUCAGCAUUUAUGGGUGUAUCUAUAGCGCGCAGCAUUAUCUGAGGGCCUAAAGUUCAAACCGGUGGUGGGUAACGAGAUUUUUUUUUUUAAUUGGGACUUCUAGAUGGCCGUCAAUGGUCGAUUCACCAUUGUUACCGUAUAUUCUGCUUGACUGAUCAGACCCAGACGAAGCGAUUGCUGAGACAGAUUUGGCUCGGCGUAGGCAGUACAGUACUGGGAUGGGAAAACUAGGCCUAUUUUUUUUUUAUUUUUUUUUUGGACCGAUGGGGAGGAGGGCUUGACGAGACUGAUGAGUGGGGGGGGGGGGACUUAAGCCGCCACUGUUCCCAAGGGAGCAAACCUAUUGUAAUGUUUUUGUAUUGUUUGUGGUGUCGUUUAUGUUGUUGGUCGUGGUUUGGUUGGGCUUGACCAGACUGAUAGGGGGUGGGGGGACUUAAGCCGCCACUGUUCCCAGGGGAGAAAACCUAUUGUAAUGUUUUUGUAUUGUUUCUGGUGUUGUUUAUGUUGUUAGUCGUGGUUGGGUUGCGGUUCUUCACUGUAAAAUACACUAUAAAUUCCUUGAUUUUGAAUUAUUACAUCAAUUUAUCAAAUAAAACACAGUAUAUUUUUAUUUUUAGGUUUAUAGGCGUCUAAAUACCAAUUAUAAUAUUCUAUUUGAUUUGUCUAUAUUUUGUACGGCAGUGUUUAUUGAUAAACUACUGUGUAUUUAAAAAAAAAUUAUAUUGUAUUGUAAUGUUUACGUAUGUUUGUUGUGGUAUUGUUGAUGUUUGUCGUUGGUGGUCGGGUUGAAUUUCAAAAUUCAUUUAUCAAUUUAUCAAAUGAAACACAGUUUAUUUACAUUUUGAGACGUAUUAGAAAUUAAUUUUAUCAAUGAGAAGAAUAUAGGAACAAUACACAGAUAAUCAACGAAUAGAUUUACACCUAUAAUACUCAGAUAAUUAGCGAGAACAUUUAUUCCUUCAGAAUAGUUUAAUUGCAAGUUAAUAACCAUUCAAUAGAUUUAAUUUACCUCCGCCGUGGAACAGAUACUUGUGCCCCUUUUUUUUAAGGAAGAGAUUAUUGAAUUUUGGUAAGAAAAGGUCAAAUCAAAGGACAAGGUCAAGGUUACGGAAAUUAGAUUUCUUACCCUCGAUCUGUGUAUCACAAAUGAACCAAUGUAAAACAUUUUUUAUAUAAUAAAAGAAAAGAAAACAUUA
Molecule: messenger RNA, 2601 nt
Organism: Anneissia japonica
Lineage: Eukaryota; Metazoa; Echinodermata; Crinoidea; Comatulida; Comatulidae
Exons: 2
Coding region: 134-943 (269 amino acids)
Source: RefSeq, a predicted model, not a curated record